This is a messenger RNA of Amblyraja radiata (thorny skate), 862 nucleotides long. Its product is annotated as gastrula zinc finger protein XlCGF48.2-like. Gene Ontology annotation, biological process: regulation of transcription by RNA polymerase II. Gene Ontology annotation, cellular component: nucleus. The record is from RefSeq and is a predicted model, not a curated record. The transcript has 2 exons. Gene Ontology annotation, molecular function: DNA-binding transcription factor activity, RNA polymerase II-specific. Bases 101 to 862 code for a protein of 253 amino acids. Lineage: Eukaryota; Metazoa; Chordata; Chondrichthyes; Rajiformes; Rajidae.
UGCAUGUGCACCCCCCCAUCUGCUUGGUGUGCGGGCUGAGUUUCGAGAGACUGAUCUUCGAUGGAGGACCACUUGAUGGGGCACAACAAGGGGAAGCGUUAUGAGUGCAACGUGUGUGGGAAGGCCUGGCAGAGCCCGAACCAUCUGGAGCCCCACCGGCGGGUGCACACGGGAGAAGGCCCCUUCGACUGCUCAGAGUGCGGCAAGAGCUUCAUCCGCUACUACAGACUGCUGCGGCACAACCGCGAGCACUCAGGCGAGAGGGCCCUUCAGCUGCUCCGACUGCUGCAAGAGCUUCAAGACGAUGCAUGAGCUGAAGAUGCAGCUGCGAGUGCACACGGGCGAGAAGCUCUUCAGCUGCUCCACCUGUGGCAAGAGCUUUGCCCGGUUGUCGGGGCUGGGGCUGCACCGGCGGGUGCACAGCAGUGAGCGGUCCUUCACCUGCUCCGGCUGCGACAAAGGCUUCAAGUCGUCGUCGGACCUGUUGAUGCACAGGCAGGUCACGGUGCAGCCGGUCUGCGGCCACAAUCACCACGAUGCCCGUGGCCAGGGGUCUGAGUCCAUCACCUCCCCCACAAAGGCCACCAGCUUGGCACUGGUCACGGCACCCCGAUCCGGCCUGCUGGAGGCUGCCUUUGUGGGGGAGGUGAUGGGCCGGUACUUCUCUCUGGUGAAGGCGAGGGUGGAGGCGGCAGUCCCUGGCAACACCGCGGCCACUCGGCAAGGACGGCAGCGGACUGACCGAUCUCCUCGCCACUCUCUCCACCACCAUCCUCAACCAGAUCAAGGUCGUGCUGGCAUCCGUACAUCUGAAUUUCAAAAUCCAUGUAGAAAUCUCAUGCCUAUCACAUCCGAACUGUAA